Phragmites australis (common reed) is the source of this 619-nucleotide messenger RNA. RefSeq lists its product as uncharacterized. The transcript has a single exon. Lineage: Eukaryota; Viridiplantae; Streptophyta; Magnoliopsida; Poales; Poaceae. The coding region runs from base 72 to 320 and encodes 82 amino acids. The record is from RefSeq and is a predicted model, not a curated record.
UCAUACACGCCCCCCCCCCCCCUCACACACCUCUCCCUUGCGAACAACCUCUCCUCUCGCCGCCGGUAGCCAUGGAAGCGGCCUUCAACUCGCUCUCGCCGGAGCUCCGCGACGCGCUCGUCAAGGUCGCCGUGUUCGUGCUCGUCCAGGGGCUGGUCUACCUGAUCCUCCGCAACUCGUCCAACGUCUUCUCCAAGGACAGCAGGCUCAGGUCCCUGAGCUUCCGGCAGAUGCGGUCCAUGAGCGUGAGGCGAGUGCUGGCGCCGCUCUCCGACGUCCCCGUCGGCACCGACGAGCCCUCGACUUCGCCGUCGUUGUAGUCGGCUGCGUCGCGCCGCAGGGCUAACUGUGAGGAUUGAAGUCAAGUGCCUGAAGCGGUUGCUUCUGCCCAGCUUGCUAGGUAGUUUGGAGAUUCUGAAUUGCCAUGGGUUCGUUAUGGUUGUUGGAAAUGGUAUUUGAGUUCUCAAGCUGAUUAGCUGAAAUCCUGUAGAUAUAUUGAUUGAAUUGAAUUUGAACACUGGACUAUUUGGUUCUUUACACCACGUUUGCUCUUUCUUCUUGUGAAUAUACUAGUUGUUGGCUUUUGUAUAAUGUGAAGAUAAUCUGGAACUUGAUGACU